AUGGCAGCGAAAUUUCGCACUCUCAUUCUCACCGUCGCCCUCUUUGUGUCAGCCUUGACACUGUUGGACUGGACGUAUGAUAUGUGGAAAAUUCAGGAAAUCUUUUCCAGCUGGCCAGCCCGGUGGCAGCAGAUUGCGAGCGCAAAGCGCGAAGCCAACAUGGCCAAAAUCCCGCGGGAAUGGAUUUUAGAGCCUCAAGUGCUGGAAGACGGAAGGUCUCGUAACAGCAUUGUUGGGGAUUACAUGGACGGGUUGCUGGACGCGAAGUCCCGAUACGUCACUGACAUGGAUGUCCCCGAGCUCGUGGCCAGGAUGGGAGAUGGGACACUCACAGCAGUGGAGGUAGUCAAGGCCUUUUGCAAGAGGGCCGCCUAUGCUCAUCAAUUAAGUAAUCUUCUGUUGGAGAUCAGAUUCAAUGAAGCCAUUGAGCGGGCCCAAGAGCUCGACGACUACUUCAACAAACACAAAAAGCUUAUUGGUCCGCUGCAUGGCAUCCCACUCACACUAAAGGACCAGUUCCACAUUAAAGGACUCGAUACCUCGAUGGGGUUUAUUGGUUGGAUCGGUACUUUCGAGGGAGAAAUGGAUACGGGAAAAGCAAAGAAUGUCGACAGUGAAUUGGUCCGCGAAUUUCACGUCCUCGGCGCAGUUCCUAUUGGAAAGGUAAUAAAGGCCCCUGAAACAAACAACAACAUACUCGGAUAUGCGUUCAACCCCUGCAACCAGAAUCUUUCAACGGGUGGUUCAUCAGGAGGUGAGGGUGCAAUGCAGGCGUUGAGGGGAAGCGCAUUCGGAAUCGGUACUGAUAUUGGUGGCUCCGUAUCAAUGCCGGCUUCGUUUCAAGGUGUUUUCAGUAUCAAGCCCUCGGCGGGACGUAUAUCCUUCAAGGAUGCAGCAAACACCGGUAAAGGACAGGAAGUGAUGCCGACUGUAGUUGGUAUUAUGGGCCGCUCGAUAGACACGCUCCAGCUGAUACUCAAAUCUCUUCUUUUCCUGGAGCCAUGGCUCCAUGAUCCCUACACCCUACCUAUCCCUUGGAGGUCGGAACUGGAGUAUAAGCCGCAGGACGAAUUAGCAUAUAAGCCAGCCUUCGGAUUUUUGGCCAACGACGGUGUGCUCACGCCGCAUCCUCCCAUUUCACGUGCCAUGGAGAUAGUGAAGGAGGCCCUGCAGAGUAAAGGACAUCAGUUGGUUGAUUGGGACUGGCCUCACAACAGAGAGACCAUCGACAUCCAUUGUUCGAUUGCUCGAGGGGAUGGUUGUCAUGACGUUUAUGAUGCAGUUCAUCUUUCAGGUGAGCCCUUUGUGCCUGAGAUUACGAAUCUGUUUCCCAACGGCAAACCGAGAGCUCCUUUACCCCUCCCGGAGUAUGAAGGGAUAGUAAGGAAGAUGAAAGACUACCGGCAUCGAUAUCUUGACUACUGGAUAUCAACUGCUGAACGAACCGGCGACCGUCCUGUUGAGGCACUUCUUUCCCCUGUAACGCCAUACGCAGGCGUCCUUCCCGGGAAAUUCUACCCUUCAACAUAUACCACUUCCGUCAACGUAUUGGAUUAUGCUUCAGUUGUUAUUCCGGUGACGCUAGCAGAUAAAACGAUAGACGUUGUCAGUCCCAAUUUCACGGCCCUCAACGAGGUGGAUCAGUUGAAUAUGGAAUACUAUGACCCGGAAAAAUACCACGGUGCCCCUGCUGCUGUGCAGCUUAUUGGGCGCAGAUUGGAUGAAGAAAGGUUGCUGUCGUUGGCCAAGCUUGUUGUCGAAGCGUUAAACGACUACAGAUCCGGAUAUGGCGGGUAG
Aspergillus nidulans FGSC A4 is the source of this 1797-nucleotide messenger RNA. RefSeq lists its product as uncharacterized. The transcript has 10 exons. Lineage: Eukaryota; Fungi; Ascomycota; Eurotiomycetes; Eurotiales; Aspergillaceae. The record is from RefSeq and is a predicted model, not a curated record. Bases 1 to 1797 code for a protein of 598 amino acids.